AUGAGUUAUUUAGAGCUUCAAUCGGAGUCUAUUACCAGCACGAUUAGUUCAGACACGUUAACAGAAGACAGUAUGGAAUAUGCUGAUAGUAUGAAAAGCGAUAAUUAUGAGUCAGAUAGUUAUAUACAAAAUUCAGAACAAACAU
Molecule: messenger RNA, 145 nt
Organism: Dentiscutata heterogama
Lineage: Eukaryota; Fungi; Glomeromycota; Glomeromycetes; Diversisporales; Gigasporaceae
Source: the annotation of a GenBank genome assembly